UGCCCCAAGCACAGACUGCAACACGCUUAUUCUAAUUGACUCGGAUAGCUCAUAGUUAGUCACUGUUCAUAAUUUAUAAUUAGCAAUAAAUAAGAGUAGCAUAAUAACAUUUGAAGGGUUAUUUAUAGUAUACUUACUAUUCAAGAGGCUGGUGUGUGAUAACAAAAUAAAAAUAUAUUAUUAAUGUUCGACCACACGGUAAUCAAGCAGCCUUGUCUUGUUAGCCGGGACUGCGACACUAGCUAGCUAGCUAGCUAGCUAGCCGAGUGGCUAACCGUCUACAAUCAAGCGGCACUUCAUCGUCUGGCAGCUGAAGCAGGCAAAAGUGAUGGAUAACAUGAAGAGACAGAGAGAGGCUGCACUCCUCCAUAGCAUGCACACUGCUGAGAUGCUUUGUUCUGCUUUGUACUGCUGCAAAUGGCUGCCUCUUGAGGACUGUGGGGGCUCUGUAAUGAUCCCCCCGUUCAUCCGAUGAACCCCCUCAACUCCAUGAAACCCUCCCUGCCUCUCAAUCCACAAAGCAUUGACGGCCCCUUCCUGAAUGACCCAGUCUCCUGGCAACCAGGAACCAAUCAGCACCCAGGAUCUCUCUCUGUAGUAACCACAGUGUGGGGGGGCGGGACCAAUCCCACACACAGCCAGGUGUUCUGUUCACCCAUGGGUCCGGGUGAGAGCUCUGGCGGUCACAUGAUGCCUGGUGGUGGUCCUGGUAUGGGUCCUGGCAUGGGGUCCCAGUUCAUGGGCCAGCACUCGUACGGAGACGCUAUCUCCAAAGGAUACGGCCAGCCAAUCAUGUACGGACGUCCCAACCCUGCUUACAACCCGGCCUCGGGCUACGGAGGAAGUUACUCUGGUAACGGUGGAGGUGCCGGUAUGGGCAUCCGUCCUCCCUCAGACUUCACUCAGGCUGCUGCCGCUGCUGUUGCCGCCGCCGCUGCCACAGCAACUGCCACUGCUACGGCAACUGUUGCGGCAAUACAGGAGAAACAGCACCAGGAGAUGAGCUAUGGCCAGAUGGGUGGAGCAUCCUCUUACAGCACCCAGUUCCUGUCUCAUGCGGGCCCCCGCGGUCCUCCAGGGAUGGUCUCUUCCAGGCCCGGACCUCCACCUUCCACCGCAGGCCUGUAUCCCACCCACCCCCACCAGGCUCAGAAGAUGCCCCAGCACGGAGGCUAUCCCGGGCCCCAGCAGGGGCUCAAACGGCCGUAUCACUCAGAGGGUUUCCCAGUGCAGCAGUACGGCUCUGGUGGGAUGUCGGGGUACCCUAACCAGCCUCUGCAGUACCCCCCUGGUCCACAGCAGCGAUGUGCGCCCUCACCCUCCUACCCCUCCAGUCGGAUGCCUCUCAUGGGGCAGUACUCUUCUGGAUCACACAACCUGGGACAGUUCCCCCCAGGAGCCGGCCAGCCCAACCCUCCACAGUAUUAUAAGUCGGAGCCAUUCAAUGGUCAGGGCAGCCUGCCAUCUGGAGGAGCAGGAGGAUACAAUGCCUUCACACAGGCUGCAGUCAACGGGCCAGGUCGGGGUGGAGUGAUGCCCGGAUAUCCCAGCUCUCCCAUGGGAGGGAAUCCCACGCCUCCCAUGACACCCGGGACGUCAAUACCUCCAUACCUGUCCCCGGGCCAGGACACAAAACCCCCCUACCUCCCACCGGACAUCAAACCCAACAUAAACGCCCAGCAGAUCUCUACAGGUAACCCGAGUGACGACCUGCGUCUGACGUUCCCGGUACGAGACGGCGUCGUGUUGGAGCCGUUCAGACUGGAGCACAACCUGGCCGUCAGUAACCACGCCUUCCAGCUGAGAGACUCUGUGUACAAAACACUCAUGUUGAGGCCGGACCUGGAGUUGCAGUUUAAAUGCUACCACCACGAGGACCGACAGAUGAAUACAAACUGGCCUGCAUCCGUUCAAGUGAGCAUCAUCAGCCUUUCUUUAUUAGUCAGUGUCAAUGCAACUCCUCUGUGCAUUGAAAGAGGGGACAACAAAACCUCCCACAAGCCCUUGUACCUGAAGACGGUGUGUCAACCGGGACGUAACACAGUGCAGAUCACAGUAACCGCCUGCUGCUGUUCGCACCUGUUUGUGUUACAGUUGGUCCACCGGCCGUCCGUCAGGUCUGUCCUGCAGGGUUUGAUGAAGAAGAGACUCCUGCCUGCCGAGCACUGCAUCACCAAGAUAAAGAGAAAUUUCAGUAGCGGUACGAUCCCCGGGACCCCUGGUUUGAACGGAGAGGACGGCGUAGAGCAGACGGCAAUCAAAGUUUCACUCAAAUGUCCGAUCACGUUCAGACGAAUCCAGCUGCCAGCCAGGGGGCACGACUGCAGACACAUACAGUGUUUCGACCUGGAGUCCUAUUUGCAGCUUAAUUGUGAAAGAGGGACCUGGAGAUGUCCUGUGUGCAAUAAAUCAGCUUUGCUAGAAGGACUGGAGGUGGACCAGUACAUGCUCGGGAUUCUCGUCUACAUCCAGAACUCAGAGUAUGAGGAGAUCACCAUAGACCCGGUGUGUGGCUGGAGGCCGGUGCCUGUAAAACCAGACCUGCACAUAAAGGAGGAGCCGGACGGCCCGGUGCUGAAGCGCUGCCGGACCGUCAGCCCGAGUCACAUGGUGCUGCCUAACGUGAUGGAGAUGAUCGCCGCUCUGGGCCCCGCGUCGUCCCCCUACCACAGUCUGUCUGCAGGGGGCAGGAACACCCCCGACUACAACCGGCCAGGGAGCCAGGGAUUCUCCGGCCAAGGAGGCUUCUCAGACUUCCCCAACACUCCCGGCACCCCGACACUGGGAGAGUACUCCUCCUCCGGACCUCCCCUCCCCUAUCAGUCGGAGCAGGUCAGACUCCUUCUACUUCAACACCCCUUUCUGACACAACAUACCACGUCUCAUCCUGGACGAAUGGAACACGGCCAUAACAUCCUGCAGCAGCACAGCUCAGGUGUCCAUGGAAACCAGAGUCUCGGAGACGCCGGCAGUCCACUGUCGCAGCGGAACAUCAACACCCAGAAUUCCCGGCUGCAGAACGAAGGCCCCUUCGUUCUGGGAGGCCCUGGAGCCCCCGGGGGGGACGCGGCCGACCAUGCACUAGACCUUCUUCCUGAGCUGACCAACCCGGACGAGCUGCUGUCCUACCUGGGCCCCCCCGACCUUCCCAACAACAGCAGUGAUGACCUGCUCUCUCUCUUUGAGAACAACUGACCCCCUCCAUUCAUCUUCCAGCCUCUGCUUCCCACGGUGCUGUAGCCCGGCCCUCAUUGGCUAAAGCCAGCACUGUCUCUAUGGGCGCCCUCUUCUGUGUGUGUGUGUGUGUGUGUGCGGGUGUGUGUGAGUGUGCAUAAAUGUGUGAGUGUGUGCGAGUGUGUACAUGAUUGCGUUUUUGUGUAUCUUUUUUUUAAGUGUCCUGCUGUAAAUUCAUUCAUUGCAGUAUACAGGAACCGGAGGGAACACGCUUCACAUGUGAUCACUGUCUUUCAUGAGGAAUAUAACAGUAAAAACUGUAGGCACUGACUCUGCAGACCAGCAUUUUAAACUAUAGCACAAACCACAGGGUGAAGGAUUUAAAUAUACAGUAUUUAAUUCAUAGAUUGUAAUAGUUAGAAGUGGAGGAUAAUGGAAGAUAGGGUGUGUUUAUAAGGAGUUAUAGGACGCAUUAAUACAGUGGUUCCCAAAUGUUUCUGUCGCUAUUUUGCACACACGCACAUUCCUGGUCAAUUACUUUGUAGCUCAACAACCGGAUUUCAACUGUUUUCUUUGAGAUGACAGUUUCCAGAGUUGUAAAAUCCUUCCUCAAUAUAUAUUGAACAGCAGUAAACCCCUCCAACCCUCUACCGCGUUGGGGACCACUGCAUUAAGGGUUAAAGCUUGUGAUAUUCUUUACUUUUCGUAUUGUCAACGACUCCCAUGAAAAGAACCAACAUUAUAUGAAUCCAUCUUUCAAUACUAAAUGACUUCCUGUCUGUGGUGCAGAUCUUGAGAAACGGAUCCUUAAUUGUCAAUGCAAUUCAAGGACUGCAAAAAUCAGUAAAACACAAAAACAUCUAUAUUUUUAUGUUUUAAAAAAGCUAAGUUAUUUCUUCAAACAGCUGGUAAUCAAAUACAAUGCAGGAAAUAAGGCAUUUGUGAGGGACUAUUUUCAGCGGCACAUGUAUCCACAUUUGGGUCUCUGUGAGUAUUCGGGUGUUUUUGGACAACAAUCGAGCUCUAUGGCACAUACCAAGGUGUAUCGAGCUUUAAUACACACACAAUACUUGUUAGUAGAUAUCAUUUCUGUUGAUUUGGGGUUUAUUGACAAUAAGGAAAUACAGUGCAUCACCAGACUUUAUUCACAAUGAUGUAAGAUAAGGGCAGUGGUCACUUUUUUUGUUUCUUUGUGUUCAGUCCGAUGGCAGAGUAAAAGAAAAGAUCCGAGGGGCCUCCUCACCUAAGGACAAACUAAGCCCAGCCUAUGAAGGCGGGGCCCAGAUGUAAAAUAGACCUUUUUUUAAUUCAUGAAGUUUGGGAGCAGGCUGAGGUUCAUUGUAUCUCUGACAUCCUUCAGCACUGUGAAAUAUAUUAAAGCUCCCAUCUUUCCCUCGGUUUGUUUUCACCUUCCUAUGAAGGGUUUUUCAAGCAUCUGUAAAUGAGUACAGCUGUGUGUCGUGGCAUUUUCUGCCAUUUGAAAGCUAGUAUGUUUUAAAAUGGUUUCACAUGUAUAACCCAUCAUGACACGGGUUUAUGUACUGUAUAAUCAGCUGUUUUCAUUAGAGAACGUGUGUGUAUCAAAUGAAUUGUUAAUCAUGGUAAUUGUAAUGUUAUUUAGUUGGAUAAUGGAUCAUUGUUGGCACUGUAUACAUACUGUAUGUUAGAAGAUUAUAAAGCAAUUGUAAAAAGGUCGUACUAAUGCAUGUAUGACAGAAAACAGUCAGCUGACAUUGAGUAAUGCAGUUAAAGAUGCAGCGGAAGAAAUUAUUCUUAUUAACACUUUUUAAAGCUGAUGUUUUUUUCUAUGAAUGAUCUCACCCUUUGUGGUCCAACAAGGCAACAAGAACUAAUGUUCAUUGCCAAUUGAGAAAGCCAAUAAUGUUAUAUUUGGAAACUAUGGACUAUUUAACUGCAAAUUUGCUAGAAAAAAUGUUUUUUUAAUAUGUAAACUAUUCCACAUAUUUUGUAACACAUUGUAAUUGCCAUUAUUUUCUAUUUAUUUUUUAAUCAUAAUCGUCAUUGUACCUACAGUUACCUUGUCCCUUUCCUGAAUCUCAGAAUCAGAAUUAAAAAUCACUUUAUCUGA
Trematomus bernacchii (emerald rockcod) is the source of this 5263-nucleotide messenger RNA. It is a transcript of the gene zmiz2, whose product is annotated as zinc finger, MIZ-type containing 2. The record is from RefSeq and is a predicted model, not a curated record. The coding region runs from base 472 to 3195 and encodes 907 amino acids. The transcript is spliced from 21 exons. Lineage: Eukaryota; Metazoa; Chordata; Actinopteri; Perciformes; Nototheniidae. Gene Ontology annotation, biological process: regulation of transcription by RNA polymerase II; protein sumoylation. Gene Ontology annotation, molecular function: zinc ion binding; SUMO ligase activity.